This is a messenger RNA of Theobroma umbraticum, 936 nucleotides long. RefSeq names its product ubiquitin-associated protein (DUF1068) (gene NKS1). The record is from RefSeq and is a predicted model, not a curated record. NCBI's taxonomy places the organism in Eukaryota, Viridiplantae, Streptophyta, Magnoliopsida, Malvales, Malvaceae.
UUAAAAGGACAGUUAAAGCAGUAGAUUUCAUAUAUUCCUAGCCAUCAAUCAAUGCAUCCCUGGUUAGAUCUCACUAUUCCAUAAACACAGAGUAAAGAGAGAGAGAGAAAGAGAGAGAGAGAGAGAGAGAGAGAAACUAAAGCGAGAGAGAUAGAAACAUGUCACGACGGUCAGGGACUUGCUUGAGGUUAUUUCUUGUAAUAUUUGCUGUAGUUUCAGCAUUGGGAGUGUGUGGACCAGCUCUUUAUUGGAGAUUCAAGAAAACUCUUAGAUUGGGUGAUUCCAAAUCCUCUUGUCCUCCUUGCAUCUGUGAUUGUCCUCCUCCUCUUUCCCUUCUCAAGAUUGCCCCUGGGUUGGCCAAUCUCUCGGUUACAGAUUGUGGAAGCAAUGACCCUGAUCUCAAGCAAGAGAUGGAGAAGCAAUUUGUGGACCUUCUUACAGAGGAGUUGAAGUUGCAGGAAGCUGUUACAGCAGAGCAUGCUCGCCAUGUGAACGUUACCUUUGGUGAAGCAAAAAGGGUAGCUUCCCAGUACCAAAGGGAGGCGGAAAAAUGUAUCGCUGCCACAGAAACCUGUGAGGGGGCCAGAGAGCGGGCGGAGGCCUUGCUGAUCAGGGAGAGGAAAGUUACAACAUUAUGGGAGCAGAGAGCUCGACAAAUGGGAUGGGAAGGGGAAUAACUGUUUGUAUAAUUCAUCUAAAUAUCCUAGUCAAGAAAUCGAAGCAUUCCACCUUGAUUUUUAUUCAAUCAGGCAAGCAAGUUGCUUGAGUAGUCUUGUAAGGGCAAAAGGCCCCCUCAGUCUCUCCCUCCCAUCCUCCAUUUGUAGUUGCAUGAAUUCCUUUGAUGAUAUAAGUUUCUAAAGAAAUUUCACCUGUAACUGCCAUGUUUAAGUGGACCGCUUACUAUAAUAUCAUCUCAUUUUCUUCACUUGGAGCAAA